UGUGAAGUGGGUUGCAGUGGAGCUUGAAUUUUGAGCCCAAUUAGCCCUAUAUAUAAGUGUUGAACUCAGCAAUUUACAGACCAAAAGCUCAUUAUCUGAAUCAAAAGAGACAUAGCAAUGGAAAGAUAUCAACCCCCCAGUACCGGUCUCAUUCACCUCUGGCCACUCAUCUUGCUCAUGGACAUCAUCACUCCCUCCAAGGGGGUCCUCAACGGCACGGAGCUUCUCGAGCAGGUGUGCAACCACACGUCCGACACCGUAUUCUGUGUUACGACUCUUAUUGCAGACCCAAAUGCAGGUGGCCCGCAAGCCCUCGCCGGCGACCUCGCAAAUGCUGCAUUACGGUCAGCUCAAACCAAGGCCACCCACGCACAAGCCCUCAUAGCCCUCCUCCUUCAAAAUGCCACCAACUCUUUGGACCGUCACAGCCUCCAAAUAUGUCAAAGCAGCAACAACGAGGCCUUGUCGCAGCUUUCAUCGGCUAACAACGAGUUCAACUCCGACUCACUCGACUCCAUGGUGGGACUGAUGAACGGUGCUGCCGGUGUUACAAAAGCUUGCCUGAAUGAGAUCCAAGGCAGAGGCCACCACUUUUCACUUCUGGCCGCCGUUAAUGCUGACUUGAUCAAACUUUGCGAAAUUUGUAUUGUAUCCACGAGAUAUUUCACUAUUGAAGAUUUGUACUAAAUGACUUCUAGUUAUCUAAAUAAUUUGAU
Molecule: messenger RNA, 716 nt
Organism: Hibiscus syriacus
Lineage: Eukaryota; Viridiplantae; Streptophyta; Magnoliopsida; Malvales; Malvaceae
Exons: 2
Coding region: 118-687 (189 amino acids)
Molecular function (GO): enzyme inhibitor activity
Source: RefSeq, a predicted model, not a curated record